Molecule: messenger RNA, 2439 nt
Organism: Coregonus sp. 'balchen'
Lineage: Eukaryota; Metazoa; Chordata; Actinopteri; Salmoniformes; Salmonidae
Source: the annotation of a GenBank genome assembly
UGACAGUGUGUGUGAGUGUGGUGGGUGUGUAGGUAUGUGUGUGGGCAGAGCGAGUCUCUUUCUGGCCCUGGGCUUGUGAGUCCUGUUGUUCUCUACUCUCUCAUGUUUUAAUCAUUUUUUUUCUUCAAUUCAAAUCAAUUAGAAAAACGUUAUUUGUUCCCUUGAAUGGGCACCAUGAUGAGGGAAACAGAUCCAGUGGGGACAGAGAUUGACCUGGGAGACUCUGAUGAUGAAGACCUUGCCGAAGACCUGGAUGAGGACUGUGUGGAGCCUCAGCUGCUAUGGAAAGCUGAACUGGGGGAUGGGAUGGAUGAGGAGGAGGCUGUGUCCCCGUUAGUUGACGUUAGUGACACCAAGCCCCUGCUGAAUGAGAGAGACCCUAGAGGAAUCAACGACUGUCUGAAGGUAUUUCAAGCGCAUUUGUUGUGUUUAUUCAUUUUUAGCAAUUUGCAUGACUUCAUGAGUGGGUUCUUUGUGCUUUCUGGAUUGUCAUCUGAAAAGGGUAAUUCUGUCACAAUCGUAAUAUUAGGUGAUGUGGGGUCAAGCAUAUAAUCUGUCUUAACCCAAUUAGUCAAACCUAAUUUCUUAAACUAGCAAACAGAUCUGAAGCAUUUUAUACGGUAAUACAGUCUGUGGCAUGUCACAGUUGGUUUUCAAUGCUUGUACUGCCCUCUUGUGGGCAUGUCAUUGACUGCACUUUAUCCAUAUUUCUUUGAGUGGCAAAAAUGUACUUUCUGUGCAGUAGUUUGAAAGGAAACAUAAGUCAUUGUGUGAACGUCCACCCUGAGACUAUGACUCUGCCUUUAGGUGACCUUUGAGGAUGUGAUAGCGGAGCCGGUGUCAGUGCGUAGCGGAGACAGAGUGUGGAUCUGGAGUAAUGCCCUGUUCGAGGUCACAAGGGUCUGGAUCUACCGGAUAGUAACCGUCCUGCUGGCCGUCCCUAUGUCCAUCAUCACUGGACUGCUCUUCGCCAUCCUCAGCUUCCUACACAUAUGGUAAGUAUAUAAUAUCAGUUCACUGCCCACUGAGUACAGUUUAUGAACCAUAAGUCAACAUGUUGAAAUUCUCUCUUCUCUUCUCUUCUCUUCUCUUCUCUUCUCUUCUCUUCUCUUCUCUCUUCUCUUCUCUUCUCUUCUCUUCUCUUCUCUUCUCUUCUCUUCUCUUCUCUUCUCUUCUCUUCUCUUCUCUUCUCUUCUCUUCUCUUCUAUUUUCUUCUGUUACUCCAUGUAUUCUUUAUCUAACCCUGACAGGUUCUUUAGCCCAUGCGUCCAUUACAUCCUUAUUAUCACAUACUGGCUGCAGAGCCUAUGGAGCAUCAUACUGGACAUUGGUGUCCGCCCAUUCCUCACUAGUGCCUCAAGGUGCUACAGUGGAAUCAGACUUCGCCUGACACAGGAAUGAAAGAUGAUAGCGCUUCACACAGAGAUAAUGGGAAUAUCAGGAUUGGGUAUAUGGGAUUUUUCAGAACGUUACCCUACUAUGGAAUGCCCUCUGGGGAGACUAUCAGUGCUGGACAAAGUCUUUGUAGGAUGCUCUAGGAUCAGACCAGGGGCACAACUACAGGCCUUUUGGUGGAACAUUGGACCUUACAACUGAACUGAAAUCAAUGCGAUUGAUCAAGACUGGAGAAAAGUGUUUAUAAAGCUCCAACAAGAAGAUUGGUUACCUAUCUGAGAAGUUGUCACAAGUUAAGGUGAAAAGGAGAAUGUGUAAAGGAUCCACAAUCAUUUAGGGUAAAACAUUUUAACUAGUUUACACUGGAAGUGUGCUUUGAAGUGUACUUUUUCACAUGAUGCGAUAGUGUUAGAUUAUUCACUUGUUUGAUGAGCACAUUUAGUAUAAUUCAGAUACAGCACUGGAAUAUAGUGUUAUCUUAUUCAAAUCUGACCACACAUUUCAAAAUGUGCCUCCACUAUUUUUGUUGUAUUGUAGAAAAUAUCAAGUUUAUCUUUAUCUAUUCUGAUAAAAAUGAAAUAUAUCUUAAAUAAAGUGUUAUAGAUUAUGAUCAAUAUAUCAAUAUCAGACUUGUUUUCUUAUACAAAAUCAAUCCAUUGAAAUAUCCCCUCUCUUCUAAUAGACACAACUUAUCUGAAUAUCAACGUUGUACUGAGUACAGUAAUAAGAUUCAAAUAGAUGGGUAAAGGGGCUCUUGUUCUUGAAAGGUGGUACAAUCCAAAUGUUGAAUUUAUUCAUUUACACCCACUCUGCUUGCAGGUGACCUCAUUAUGUAUGAUUACCUUUCUAGCUACACAGUAGGAUAACCUUUUGAUGCUUCCCUACCUCCCACAGCUCAGGGUCUGGACACUCCUCUCUUCCCAUUGGAAAGCCCUCUGCAUUCCCCAGAAUAGGAAAUGGGACAUUUCAAUGAAUUGAACAAUAGCACAGGCAAACUCCCUGUAUUUGAAGUGAACCAUGUUUCACACACACACACACACACAC